This is a messenger RNA of Eublepharis macularius, 8468 nucleotides long. It is a transcript of the gene CFAP46, whose product is annotated as cilia and flagella associated protein 46. Gene Ontology annotation, biological process: cilium movement involved in cell motility; axoneme assembly. The record is from RefSeq and is a predicted model, not a curated record. The coding region runs from base 136 to 8190 and encodes 2684 amino acids. Lineage: Eukaryota; Metazoa; Chordata; Lepidosauria; Squamata; Eublepharidae. The transcript has 61 exons.
CUGACCUUUUCUGCUUUGCUUGGUAUUCAGACCUGUUGCCUAACGACAAAUGGAACAAAUGGGAACCACACAGAGAAUUGCAUUGAUGACCUCCUUGUCAACAAAUUCAACAAAAAUAAAUUCAGCUUGGCAGGCAUGGAGUUGCUAAUUAGGCAGAAGCUGUCAGAUGCUGAGAAUUACCAAGACACAGAAGCUUUACAAGGUACUUAUGAGUUGAUUAAAUCUGCUAAUGAUGGAAAAUCAGCCCUUGAUUCCUCAGAGAGCUUCAGUUCGGACUUGUAUGUUUUGUGUGCAGAACAAGCACUUCAGAUGGGGUUUCUGGAAAUGAGCACUGAAUGUCUACAAAUGUAUUUUAAGGGAAGACCGCCAAUUAACCAGUUUUUGGGUAGAGCAUACUUGUGUCAGAGCCAAUUAUAUACCCCUGUGUCUACUGAUAACUUGGAGCAAUUUGAAAAAUUUGUUACGAGCCUGUUGAAAGCAGUAGAUUUUGCAUUAGGCGAUGAAAGAUACUAUUUUUUGAUAUAUAAUGCUUCAGUUAUUUACUGGAGAAUUAUAAGGCCAUUUUUAAGACCUGGAUUCCGGCAAUUUCUGAUUCCAAGCCUGUCUCGGAUAGUGCCUGCCCUAUAUCAUCCUGAUGAACAAGACAAGGACUGGACAGCAGAACUCAUGAUAGAAUUACUUGAAUGUUUCCUGGAUGCUUCCAGAUCAGAAGAUGCCAUGAUUUUUUUGACUACUGCAGAAGAAUUCAUUAAACAAAAUGUUCCAGAGAGAUAUAAAACACUAUUUUCACUAAUGGUGCGUUACAAUCUAGCAGACCCUGUAGACCUAGAAGAUGAUCUUGAAGAUUUGGUCAAUCUGACAAUCAUUUAUAAAAUCCAGAGAAUUAAAUCGGCAUUGGAUGCAAAUGAGAUUCCAAAAGCAGUUGAUGCAGAGUUGAACCAUAUAUACGAAUUUUUGAAAGAGAAUCGAAGGAAAUUAAAUGCUAAAGAAAAAUUUUCUUUGCUGAUGGAAUUGGCUCGCCUGUCUCUGCGAUUAGACUGUGUACCUGUUGCAUUUUCAUGUCUAUCUGACUUAAGGAACUUUAAUAUUAAAGACCCAGGAAAGCAAAUUGAAUUAGAAUGCUUCGAAUGUGACUAUGAAGUUCAAAAACUUGGGGAUAAAAUUGUAACUUAUGCUAAAAGUGUUGUUGAGGCUCAACUACAAGUAAUACAGAGACUUGAUCUCAUUUUGAUUCGUGCGAUUCGUCUGAAAGACUCCAAUGUUAUUCAGGCAGUGUGCACUACCCAGUGGAACCUCUGUUUGCCACUGCUGCAACACAACUUGCAACAACAUGUACGGAAAUCAUUGCUUGCUAUUGCUGAGAUCCUAGAAAAGAUUGACAGCAUGUUGAUUCUACUACGUUGUCAAGUUCAUAUGGAAAUUGCUCGCAUUGAAGAAAAGGAAGACAGAAUUGAGGCUGCCAUGGAACAUCUUCAAAAGGCCAUCUAUCUUGAUAACAAUGGGCAGUAUAAUGAAUACCUUAAAAUGGCGUUCCAGCGGCUUAAUUUAAAUACCAUUUUGUACAAGUCACCAGAACGCCUAGAAGACCAAGCAAGUUUGAUGGUGGAACAGGCAAAAAAAGGAACAUCAAAAGAUAGCGUGAGGAAAAAACGGUCUUUGUUGGUAAAUGCAGGCCUUGCACUGGCUCCUGAAGCAUUUCAGAUUGUCCUGGAUAGUGAAAAUGAAGCUCGAGUUGCCUCAAGUAAAAGUAAGGGUCAAAUUAGCUACCUCUGUGCAAAAGCUGAGCAUCAUAGCAGAAGUGUACAGAAAGCAGAAGGACACUUAAAGCGAUUGAGAAAUGAAAAUGACAAAGAAAGAAUCAAACUCUGGUCAGAAAUAGCAAAAACAGCACGGAAACAAAGUGUUUGGGAUGUGUGUCGGGCUGCAUGUAGAUUCUGCCUCUUAUAUGAUGACAGCCAAAUGAAAAAGGAGACAAAACCCAAAAAAGUAUUCAAGAAGAAAAGUACAACAGAUGAGGACCCAAAAGAAAGUGUACAAACAGACUCACCCUUUCCCAGAAAAUUAUUCUCUUUGGAAAGAGAUUUACUCAGAACAUUGGCAGAAAUAAGAUUCAUUAAUGCAGAGGCUACUGUUCAUUUGCUAAGAAUGGAAGGCAUCCAACUCAAUGAUCAUGCUGUCCCCCCUGGAGAUGCAGCUCAGCACCCUACAGGACAGUCUGUGCAACUUGAACACGAUUCAGAAUGGAAUACGUAUAGUACCUGGAUCAAUGGCUUGUCUCAGUAUGCUAUGGAAAACUUUCUGCGGGCUGCCAGAAUUGGAGAAGAAUUAAGUGAAGCGUGGAUUGUACACAACACGGUGGUAUAUGUCUUAAAUCACAAUAAGCAUCUGAUUGCUUCAAGAAGACAGAGAGAAAUAGUGGAUUCCCUGCAGAUUCUUUUCAGCGCAAUUAAGAAUACUGGCCACUGUGGGAACACACCUAUUUUGGUGACAUUAUGUAAUGCUCUGGCUCGGGGCCUAAUUCUUCCUUGGAUUCCAAAACCAGUUCCCAAAACUGAUGAAAAGAAAGUUAUAGAAGAAGGACCUACAAAACGUAAAAAACUUCCAAAAGUACAUGAGAAAGCAAUUACCAUGUCAUCCUUGUCUGUGGAUUCAUCAGGGCUCCCUGACAUUAAAGCCGCCUUAGAGGUAUGUGAGUUUGCUAUGAAUUCGCCAAGUGGAAGUGAUGAGCUGGUGCCUAUUGCUGUACGUCAACAGAUUAUUGCUACCUGGGUGAAAGCAAAACAGUUGGUUCAGCAUCAAAUUGGAAGUCGGCAUGGAGCAGAUGAUGAGACUAAUGAUGAGGGUCCAAAUCCCAUGACUAAAGUUUUUAUUGGUCUGGAAAUGUACUCGUGCAGUGGUUUGGGUCUCAUGGAAUUUACGCUUCCCAAUUUGCCUCAGUUGUUCAAAAUGGCUUUAGAAUGCAACUGGUCAGAUUCGCUUGUGGAACUUCAGACACUGACCAGACUUACACACUUUGCACACACUGUUCAUGACCAUGAAUUAGUGAUGACGUGUGCCCAGAAGACUUUGGAAUUAGAUGAUGAAACACUGUACAACACUGACACCAAUAAACAAGGAAUGAAUGAUUACACUGUGAGACAAGAAAUGCUAAGUAUUGCUGCUUGUACACAAGGGAAGAGUAUAAUGGAAAACUUGGCAGGAAAAAAACAAUUACGUUUAGUAGCAUCAAAAUCCUUUGUUAAAAGUGCAAGUUAUGCAGCGGCAGCAGGGAAUCUUGGUCUUGCAGUGAUAGCAAGUAGACACUUCUGGAAUGCAUGUUUACCUUUCAUUUGUUCUGCAGUAGACAGAAAACAGCUUAAAAACCCCACUGAAAUCAUUCUCAAAAACAUCAUUAAAGCAACAGAAGCCAAAAAUAAGCAGGGAAGAGAAGAUUUGGUAUAUUUGCAUCAAUGGCCUACAGCUGAAUUUCAAAGCAGCAGUGUGUCAGAUGGGCAUUUUUAUCCAGGUGCAGAUGAGGAUUUGACACUAAGAACGUUUUUGUAUGUAUUAUUAUUCCAAGUGUAUGCUGAUCAAAAUGAUUGGGAAGCAGGGCUUAAAGUGUUAGAUGAAGCUGUUCAGAUUCUUCCUCGAACUAAGCACAGACUUCCAAUUUUCAAACAUAUGUUAUUGGUGAAGGCCAGACUUGGACGUAACUAUAUAAUGGAAAUUCAGAAAUUCAAAGAUGAAAGUGAGGACUACCUAUCCUAUAUGUGGCAUCGUCUGGCACUAGUGUCAUCAGACCUUGUGGGAAAGUUGUCCUGUUACCAGAAUGCAAUUGAAGUUUUACAGAAAAAAGAAUUUGAAUUAAAGAAAAUUGAUAAACUGCUAGAAUUUGCAGAAUGGCUGUACUGCAAUCAGUUUCCUGUUAGUGAAGCCAUUAAACACAUGGACUGGGCAAUAAAUAUUUUGCUCUAUCUGAAACCCAUAACAAAAAGCCCUGAUGAUGAAGAUACAAACAACGGAAUCACAUUUGGAGAUUUAAGAAACAUUAAACAAUUAGAAGCUUUGUUUAGAGCUCAUACAUUAAUGGCUGUCAUUUCUGGACAUGGUUCCCCUUCUCAUGAGCAGCACUGUUUGAUGGCAUACACUUUCGUGAUUCGCUUAUGGCAGGUUGCCUUGUCAUCGGCAGGAUCUGUUUUGAAGGCAUCAGCCAAAGCCUCCCCACCACAAGUAGUCACUCCCAAAAAACAAGGAAAAAAGGAUGCAAGACAAAGUUCCUCAGCAAGCCCUCCUAGAAAAGACAAAUCCUCUGUUAAGCAGGUUCAGUCAGUCACAAAAGAGAAACCUAAACGGAAAGGACCAAUAGAAACCUUACCAGCGAAUGUAGAGGAAUGGGCUAGCUAUGACUGCCCUGAUGAAAUCAGAGAUAUCUUUAAACAAGACUCAAGUAGCUAUUCUCUGAGCAGCUACAACAUUUUAGCUCCUACACGCACUUUAUAUUAUUUAGACCUGUUAGUUAAGGAGCUACAGACAAUUUUAUGUAUUCACUUAACUCUUCCAGUUCUUCAUUUGGCUGAAGUGAUCGCUCAUGAUGUCAUCGAAAGCAAAAGUCUGUCAGAUCUCUACCAUCUUCGACUCUCUGUUGUGUGUUUAGAUUUAAAAUUGUAUCAAGCAUCAAUUUAUCAUGAGAAGGCAGUGGGUGAAGUAUUCAUUAAUGAAGUAGAACAAGGAAGAUUUAGGCAAGAGAUGGCACUGAAGAAGGAGAAAGACAUACAGACUAAACAGGAAGAAAAUAUAUUAUUUGAGUGUACACAGCCAAGUGAUAGUAAUCAGUGUAAAAAAAUAGUUACUGCAAAAGAACAGAUCUUGGAACUAAACAGUCUGGGGGGCAAAGGCCUAAGUGGCCUUUCUUUACCAUACCUGUGGAUGGACAAAGCAGAAGUCCUAGUCCAGCUAUGUUUAUAUCAGUCAGCAAGACUUCUGCUUUCAGAAGCAUACCAAGCAGUCCAGGAAAUGAACAACCCGUGUGCUGUAUCACGGUGCCUUUAUCUUCUAGCUGUGCUAGGUAACUUGGAGAAGAACCAUGGGCAAUCAAAAGCACUGCUCGAGAAGGCACAACUGAUAGGAGGAAAUGACAAUUUUUGGUACAAUAGCACUUUGUGUCUCACAGAUGCAAUUUUAGGAGAAGAUAAGGAGAGAAAAGAGAAAAUGAUGCAAUCUUGCCAGCUUUUGCAAAAAACUGUAAAUGUCAUGAGACCACUGUUGGUAGAGAGACCUAACAGAGCAUCCAAUCUAGGUGCAAUAAUUGCACAUCUUGAAGCCAGGAAAGCAUACAUUCAGAUAGAUUUUGUCCAGGGUGUCAUCAAUACCUGUUCUCAGUCUGCUGAGUUGGCAGGAAUGCUACUGGAACCUUAUGAUAAAUUGAUACACAUUGAGAAGGACUUCCUGUGUUAUGGAUAUAAGGACUGUAGUGCGGAGGCCUUGAUGGCACGUGCAAAUAUUCACAGGAUGCUUGGUAAACAUUCAUCAUACACUAUAGAUAAGCAGAGUCAUUACCUAGAUGCAUUCAGAUUAGCUCAAGAAGCAGUAUCCCAAGUGGAAGAGCUUUUUUGGCACAUUAAUAACUUGCUUCCAUGUAAUGAGGCUAGAAAUGUUAACAUUCCAUUGAUGAGAAGGCUUGCUAACAUGAAGUUGAGCCUUGUGGAGAUCCUUUUGGACAUUUUUGUUCUUAUCAACACUGAGAAAAAAAAGAAAGAAGCAGGAGCAGGACAAAUUGAGCAAAUCAUUGAAGACUUUGUAAGAUUUACGCCAGAUGCUGCUACUGUGGAAUGGGCAUGGCUAACCUUAGGACAAACUAUUAGCCAUAAUACCCAGGCUCAACUAACAAGUCUACAGAGUCUCUAUACAGGAUGUCCUGAUAUCAAAGCCAAAUACCUUCAUCUCACUGGGAGAUUUCUGCGUUUGCUUGCUGACCGAACACACCCCUUCUCUUCAGAUAUUUUCUGGUGUGAAAAUACAGUGGAUGAAGCUAAAGUUAAAUCUGUGAAAUCUAUCACAGUAGCAGAAGCAAAACCAGUUGACAGUAAAAUAGCAGUUGGUACUUUUUCGCUUUCUAAAAAACAGCUUGAUGAGGACAAAAGAAAAGCAAUUGAAUUAAAGAAGAGACAGGCUUGGACCCAGAAAUACCUUUGUCAGUCAACUGAAGUUUUGCUACAGUGCCUUAAUGUUGCAAUUAACAAUAACAUUGUUAACAUUCUGGCUGCUGCUAGUCUGGAAAUGUUGGAGUGUUUAGGACAAUUUGACACACUUUCAGCAAGCCAGUUCUUGGCCCUUUAUCAGAGCUGUUCGGCAUCAUUGAUGAUGAAAAAUAUCCUGCUGUCAGCUACCUGGAAUACUAAUAGUUCACAACUGUCAGCAAUGUUGCAUCUACAGCACCAUCUAGAACAAAGAGGAGAUACAACAAGCAGUCUCCUAAAAAAUGUGGAGCAGAGGUUAUCCACUAUCUCAAAGGCUUGGGGAAACCUCUGUGUUUCUAUACAACACUUUAAUAUCAUGAAUGAAUUGCCACCAAAUUUUCACGUGAUCAUUCUCCAGCAUUCAGAAGACAGAUCUCUCUUGUAUGGUGCAAUUCUUGAGAAAGUAAAAUUAACCAGUGCAAAAGAUUUGAGAGAACAGAAGGAAAAGGGAGGGCAGCAGAAAGACAAGAGUGGGCAGCAGAAGGAAAAGGGUGGGCAACAAAAAGGAAAACCUGCUCAACCUACACUACAGGCUAAAGUUGCACAGUCCCCUGUGAAUUCUGAGGCAUUCUGCAAUUUGUUGGAGAAGGUAAAGUUUUUCAAAGAGGAGAAGAUGAAAAAUCUUCUAAAGAAAAUAUCACUAACAAAUCUCCAGGAAGACAAAAAAGGACAAACAUCAGACAUCAAAUUAGAUAUGAGCAUAGAAGAAGAAUAUUUUACAUCAGAAUUCCAGGCUAUAUUAAAAGAUAUGGAAGAAUAUGUGAAGCCUGUAUUGUCGCAGUUUGAUUUCUCUGAGCUGAGACAGCUAAGUCCAGAAGUUUCUCCAUCUGUCUCAGUAAAAUCCAAAACUGCUGACUUAGUCAAGCCAAAAUCUGCUGACUCAGGAAAGUUCAAAACAGGAAAAGAUGAAAAAGGUGACUCAAGAAAAAAUAAAGUAAAUGAGUCAGGGAAACAAAAAAACAAAAAUAAGGAGAAAAGCAGUGCAACUCAAGCUGGUACUGCAGACAUGGGAGAAUGUAUGAUACUACUGGCAGAUAAAUAUCUCAUGGAGCUACCUUUGGAAGCUUUGAGUAUUUUUCAAGAAGAAGCAAUAAGUUCUGUGUCCAGAGAUUUUUCUCUCCAGCUUUUGUAUAACCGUAUACAUAAAGAAGAAUCGGAAAAUGAAGUGAAAAAGGAUGCAAAGGGUGCAAAAGAGUCAAAACAAAAAAGUGAUUGUAAGAAGGGCAAACAGUUGACAAUUAACCGGGUUCUGCCGCCCAACUGCAUUUCAGUGGAUGUACAUAAUGUUAAAUAUGUUGUUGAUCCUUACAAUGAUGUGGGAGAAACAGAUCCAGAAAGUCCUUCACAAGCAUUUAAGUCAAUCCAAGACAAAUAUGAGCAAUUUACAUUUUGCUGGGAUGGAAUUUUUGGUAGCAUGCACAUUCCAAGUCAAGCUGAAUGGGAAUACUUAUUGAGUAACUGCAGUGCAUUUCUAUUCUCUGGAACAGCAAAGUUCUUCUCUCAUAUGUUUCUGGACAGACUGGCUGCUAUGAACAUCCCAGAAUGUCAGAUCAUGAUACUUCUAAAUCUUGUACUUACAAAAGAAAGCAUCGCACGGGUGUCAAAUCUUGAUGAAGAUAAAAGUUCUUUGCGCCUGUCUCUGGGGAUGCCAGCUGAUACAGCCAUCAUUCUGAGCCUUACUGGAGUGCAUUCCAUCAUAACCAAUCAAUGGUGUACUACCAUGGGAAAGAAUGCAGAAAGACUAGAAAACCUGUGUGAGAAUUUGUUAAAAAUAGGCAAAACAACUGGACAGACUAUGCGUGUUCUUCAAAGAAAUAAGACGGCCAUCGAAGAAUCAUUAAAAGUGGUAUCUCCUGAAGACAAGAAAGAAGAACAGAUUGAAAUGAAAAGUUCUGAUGAGCUAAGUUGUCCUGUGAUGCAACCAUCAGACUUUAAUACUGUUUUAUAUGGGCUGCCUAACAUGGUGUUUAUGUAAUCACUUGGUGGAUUUUUAUACUUAAGAGGAACUAGUUAAGUGUAAAGUAAAAAUACUUCUGUUGGAGGUUGUUAGAAAUGAGAGUUCACAAAAAUUUGAUCUAUAGCCAAUAACUCUUUUUAAUUUAAAUAUUGUCAUUCAACCAAACCUCUCGAAAGGAUUGUUGUUGUUGUUUGCUGUUGUUUGCUUUUUCUGUUGCUCUAGAUUUCUUCACUAUUUUUUUUUUGUGAGGAGGGGGAUUCUAGGGCUUACAAAAUUAAAGACAAAAUUGAAGUGUA